Molecule: messenger RNA, 1277 nt
Organism: Grus americana (Whooping crane)
Lineage: Eukaryota; Metazoa; Chordata; Aves; Gruiformes; Gruidae
Gene: CD37
Product: CD37 molecule
Exons: 9
Coding region: 147-1109 (320 amino acids)
Cellular component (GO): membrane
Source: RefSeq, a predicted model, not a curated record
GAUCCCCGGUGCAUCCCCUUCACCAUGGCUACCGCCCCCACCAUCCCCUCUGCUUGCGUGGGACCCCCGGGAGAUGCGGGGGGGGGGUAGGGGGUGUGGUCCGGGCGGGGGUCGCAAUGGCUUUUUAAACCUUCCCGGAGCGGCUGAUGGGGGUCGCGGCUGAUGGGGGUCCCGUCCUGGGGGGGGGUGCGGAGCGGCCCGAUCCCGGCCCCGAUGCCGCCCCACGCGGGACGCGCCCCCGUGGAGCUUCCUCCGCCCCGAGUGCUUCCUGCCCCGAUUCGGAGCCGGGGACGGGGCCGCCCACGGGAGACGCCGCCGCAGAUAUGAACCCCAAAAGCUGCCUCGGCUUCACCAAGUGCUUCCUCUUCCUCUUCAACCUCUUCUUUUUCGCCCUGGGCAGUCUCCUCGUCGCCUUUGGCCUCUGGAUCCUCUUCGACCGGCAGAGCUUUGCCGCUGUGUUGGGGUCGCCGCUGUACAGCCUGCAGGUCUGGUCCUACGCCUUCUCUGGGGUCGGCAUCGUGACGAUGCUGCUGGGCUUCCUGGGGUGCCUGGGUGCCCUCAAGGAGAUCAAGGCCAUGCUGCUGCUGUACUUCGGGAUCCUGCUGCUGCUCUUUGCUGCCCAGAUUACGGUGGGGGUCAUCGUCUACACGCAGCGCAUCACUCUGGCCACCAAGGUGGCCACCUACGUGCAGGAGCUGAUCCAGGGGUACCCGGCCCAGGGUCCACCCAAGGACCCCUACGAGAGCUGGGACGCUGUCCAGCAACAGCUCAGGUGCUGUGGCUGGAACGGACCCCAGGACUGGAACGACCCCGACGGCUCCCCCGGGGACGGGGCCAUCGCCUGCUCCUGCCUCGAGGCACCAGCACCCAACAGCACCCACAAGUCCCGCCUGGCACUGCCGCACGGCCGCUGCCCCACGGCUGCCCCCCAGGACAUCUUCCCCAUGGGCUGCGCUGAGAGCGUCCAGGGCUGGCUGGCCGAAAACCUGGUCACCGUCGUGGGAGUCUGCCUGGGCAUCGGCCUGCUGGAGCUCUGUCUGCUGAUGCUGUCGAUGUUCCUGGUCAGGAACCUGGACCCCGACUACGAGAAACUGCUGCGGGGGCUCUGAGGGGGGGGGGCGGGCCGGGGCGGGGGGGCACACACAUGUAUACACGCACACACGUGUAUACACGCACACACGUGUAUACACGCACACGUGUGUACACGCACACACACACAAAAACCGCGGGGCUCCCGAGUCUCUGUUCUCCCUCGGCUCCCCGACAAUAAAACCAGC